Messenger RNA from Fusarium subglutinans, 906 nucleotides. RefSeq lists its product as uncharacterized. The record is from RefSeq and is a predicted model, not a curated record. Lineage: Eukaryota; Fungi; Ascomycota; Sordariomycetes; Hypocreales; Nectriaceae. The transcript is spliced from 3 exons. Bases 1 to 906 code for a protein of 301 amino acids.
AUGAAGGCUGAGCGCACCACGCGCCGACACACACCCCUCCCCAACACUGGAACUCGAGCUUCAAACCGAAUUGCUGCGAAGAAGGAGACCAAAGGAACGAAGCGAGCUGGUUCGAGCCAGAAGAAUGUUCCAUCUGCUCCUCGUGAACCUUCUUCUUCUCAGGAAACCAUCAACAACUCGAGUGGUUCAUCCCGGCGAACCCCCUUCAGCAGCUUCAGCAGCUAUAACACCAAUGAUGGCCACCCAACUGGGCAGCUCGAGGGAACUCUUACUCUCCCUCGCCGUAAUCCUCAGGUGCAUGACGCUGUUGUUAUGUCAUCGAAUCCUUCCAACAACGGAGCUGGGUCAGACACGCCCCUUCAGACAGCUGGUGAGGUCGCUCUGGAGACCUAUGGCGACCGAAUAGUGAUCGACAGCACUCUCGCCAGAAAGCUGGCCGGCGAAGCAUCCCUACGACCCAUCCGGCAGCGUCGCUCUGACAUGGAUCUCAAUAUGGAGCGCCGCAGCAAUGUCGAAGCCUUCUUGGCUCAUCUCACUGGAGUCCAGGUCAGCCGUUCUUGCAAGAAUUGCUCCAAAGGACAUGGUCCCUGGUCUGAGUGUAUCAUCUACGAUGGCCAGAUGUGUGGUAGCUGCACCAACUGCUGGUUCAAUGCCAGUGGUUCUCGAUGCACUUUUCACGAGAACAAUCAGAACUCCAUCUAUGCCCCUGCACCAUUGUAUCACCCCCAAUCCGCGGGAAUGCCAACACAGCCUUUUCAAUACGCCCAGCUUAAUCCCUUGGCGCUCCCCCAGGGCAUCCUCCCGAUGAACCGAGAAGCUCCCGUGUCUGUCUCCGUGGAUCCUCAAAUGCGUAACCAGUUCGCUAUGAGCAUGAUCCAGACCUUGGGACUCGGUUCCGGCAGAUAG